CAACAGAGCAACAUGGCUGAAUUUGUAGCAGACGAUUUUUAUAAUCAGACAUUGAUUUGGAGAAGUUUGCUGAUUUCUAUUCUCGAUUCAAGAUGGCUUCAGCAUGCAUUGACGUGUAUGUCAAACUACCUUCCGGAAAAAAUGCUCAGUACGAUUUGUUUUCAACCGAUACGAUCGCAAUUCUGUGCGGUGAAAUUGCAAAACGGGAGAAUCUGGAUAGAAACCGUUUGAAAAUCAAAUAUCAAGGAAAAGUUCUGAAGAAAUCGUCAGCCCUUGGUUAUUUGGGGGUCGUCGCUGAAACGAUUUUAAAGGUAGAGAUCGUUCAACCUCAGGAUUUAACUAUAAAAGUACUGUAUUCGGAGGAAACAAAAGUUAUAACCAUUUCAAAUCUUAAAACUGUAAUAGACUUGAUAACCGAAAUUGAAAAAUCGAUAGACUUGAACAAUAAAAUGAUAACUACGAAAUGUGGUAUGAGAAUUUCCAGAAAUGGUACAGUUCUAGAUGAGCUAGGACUGGUCAGUGGAGAGGAGUUAAUUGUCAGUGAGAUUAGCACUGCCACAAAUGCGACUACUUCGGACCCAAGCCUCAGUGAAAGCGACCUAGACGAAAUCAAGACCAGCUUCAAUGCACAGGGAAAGAAAGUUGAGGUGGCUUUCUCCUUCGAUACCACUGGAAGCAUGUAUGCUUAUUUGGACACGGUUCGGCAAAAUUUGAAACAGGCGUGUUCACGAUUGAUCGCAGACAUACCAAAUAUUCGAAUUAGCCUCAUUGCACAUGGCGAUUAUUGCGACCAGUCAACAUACGUCAUCAGAAUGGUAGAUCUGACGUCGGAUGUGCAAGAAUUGGUAACAUUUGCAAAAGACGUACCUUCAACAAGCGGCGGUGAUACACCCGAAUGUUACGAAUGGGUUUUACGUAAAUCUCAGUCUUUAGAUUGGGCUGAAGAUUCAGCGAAAGCUUUAGUGGUUAUUGGAGACAGUCCUCCUCAUGAAAUGGACCAUACAGAUCAGAGAAUCGACUGGCAUGAUGAUCUGGAUGUUUUAACUGGAAUGGGAGUAAAGGUGUACGGCGUACAUGCAGGUGGAAGUGUAGAAAGCAAAUUUUUUUAUCAAGAAUUGGCAGAUCGUUCAGGCGGCUCGUAUCUUCCCCUUAAAAACUUUGAUGUCAUCACCGACAUGUUUUUAGCCGUCUGCUACAACGAAUCUGAUGAGAACCAUCUAGAGGAGUUCGUUCAGGAAAUCGAAAAUACUGGAGAAAUGACGGAAGCAAAGAGAGAAAUUUUCACAAGUCUUAAAUCUGAGAAAAAGACUGAUAAACCGCAAGAGAUAGAUAACAGACAAAUGUACACUUGGUGGAACAAGCCCAGAAAAUCAAAUAGAAUGGUGCCGCCUAGUUAUUAUUAUGAUCAGCAAAAGGAUAACUGGAGUAGUAGGUCAUUGUCCAAUGACGUCACGUCAUCUGUGGCGACCCGAAUUCUUAGUUCAGUUUCUCCUGGAGUCAACACCAAAAGUCCAAAACGUUCCAUAAGAGUGAAACUUUGUAAAAAAACGUGCGUAGUUAUGUAAGCCGAAUCUGUCGGGAUUGGUUCAAGGUCGGCCAACUUGUACCAAAAUAUAAAAAUAUCUUUAAAAGCACCGGCCAUGUUCUUCGCGGCAUCCCACGUGAUCCACACAAAUCGACUUUGACUAAUAUCUAAAUGUACAUGUACACGGGAAAAUGAUUUUAACAGCCUGGAAACUUGUCAUCUAACCAGAAGUUGGUUAUUCAUUCUGAAGAGUCAGACACUUAUCUCCUUUCAACCGACAAGGUAUAUUUGUAGACGAUUGUAUCCCUUUAAUACAUUUCGCGACUGAUGUGUUUUAUUGUCGAGUAGCUCGAAAAAUUAAUGAUCUUUGAAGCAAACCAACGACCGAUGUUAGAUAAAAGGUACAUUCAGGUCUCUUGAACGAUAUUCUAUUAUUAUUCUAUACAAUUCUUAAUUUGAAUAUGAAAUAUUUGCGCACCUUGUAGCAUAUUUUAGUGUCUUGUUAGCAGUAAGAAGACUUAGGCAGUUUUUAUUAUAUUAUAAGGUAUUAUUGAAUACUAUCUUUUGCUCAAAUUUAAUUGUACAUACAUGAAACAUUUUGCUCCUGUUG
Lottia gigantea (owl limpet) is the source of this 2135-nucleotide messenger RNA. RefSeq lists its product as hypothetical. Bases 93 to 1565 code for a protein of 490 amino acids. The transcript has 2 exons. Gene Ontology annotation, molecular function: protein binding. The record is from RefSeq and is a predicted model, not a curated record. NCBI's taxonomy places the organism in Eukaryota, Metazoa, Mollusca, Gastropoda, Lottiidae.